CAAGAUAACUGCCGUGCGUAUGCUUUUCGUACCUUUUAUUGGGAGGAGAAACUGCUGCCGGGACUACCAAACAUCGCUGAUUCUCAUGGAGCAGUUUCUGCCUCUUGUAUCGUAGCCUGUAUCGGUGACGGAGAGCGAGGAAGGGAUGUUUUAUGCUGGAACAUGAAUCUAUUGCGGGAAUCUGUCUCAACACGAGCUCAGCACUGAAGAACUUUCCUGUCAUCGUUUGGGAUUAUUUCUAUACAUUUUUCGUAGUGUAAGUUCAUCUGAGAUGAGUAACAUCUACGAGUCCGCGGCCACCACGCUGGGCCUCUUCAACAGCCCCUGCCUGACCAAAGUGGAGCUCCGUGUGGCCUGUAAAGGCAUCUCAGACAGGGACGCAUUGUCCAAGCCAGACCCCUGUGUAGUCCUUAAAAUGCAAUCCCACGGACAGUGGUUCGAGGUGGACCGCUCAGAGGUGAUUCGCAGCAGCAUCAGCCCGGUCUUCUCUAAGGUCUUCACUGUGGACUACUACUUCGAGGAGGUACAGCGUCUGCGCUUCGAGCUACACGAUAUCAGCAACAACCACAAUGGUCUCAAGGAGGCCGACUUUCUGGGGGCCAUGGAGUGUACGCUGGGACAGAUUGUGUCUCAGAGAAAACUCUCCAAAGCUUUACUGAAGCACGGAAACACGGCAGGCAAGUCUUCCAUAACGGUCACAGCAGAAGAACUGUCAGGGAAUGAUGACUAUGUGGAGCUUGCUUUUAGCGCCAAGAAGCUGGAUGACAAGGAUUUUUUUAGCAAAUCAGACCCAUUUCUUGAAAUCUUCCGGGUUAACGACGAUGGCACUUUAUCUCUGGUCCACAGAACUGAGACCAUCAUGAACAAUCUAAACCCUGUAUGGAAAUCAUUUAAAGUUUCCCUAAACACUCUCUGUAGUGGUGAUCAGGAGCGAGAGCUAAAGAGUAUUGUCUGGGACUGGGACUCAAAUGGAAAGCAUGACUUCAUUGGAGAAUUUCAGACUACUUUCAAAGAGAUGAAGUUAGCAAUGGAAGGAAAACAGAUGCAAUGGGAGUGCAUCAACCCCAAGUAUCAAGUGAAGAAGAAAAACUAUCGAAACUCUGGGGUGGUGAUGCUGACCCAGUGUAAGAUCAUAAAGAUGCACUCGUUUCUGGAUUAUAUAAUGGGUGGCUGUCAAAUCCAGUUUACAGUGGCAAUUGAUUUCACUGCCUCAAACGGGGAUCCACGCAACAGCUGUUCCCUACACUACAUCCACCCAUACCAGCCCAACGAGUACCUGAAAGCCCUCGUCGCUGUGGGCGAGAUCUGCCAAGAUUAUGACAGUGAUAAAAUGUUUCCGGCCUUUGGGUUUGGAGCACAGAUCCCCCCUGACUUCAAAGUCUCUCAUGAUUUCGCUGUGAACUUUGAUGAGGACAACCCAGAGUGUGCUGGGAUUCAAGGUGUUGUGGAGGCCUACCAGAACUGUCUUCCUAAGAUCCAGCUCUAUGGCCCCACAAACAUCGCGCCAAUCAUCCAGAAGGUAGCUAAUGCCGCCUCUGAGGAGAUGCACACCAAGGAAGCCAUGGAGUACUUCAUUCUGCUGAUCCUGACGGAUGGCGUGAUCACAGACAUGGCCGACACGCGUGAGGCCAUUGUCCACGCCUCCCACCUCCCCAUGUCUGUCAUAAUUGUUGGCGUAGGCAAUGCCGACUUCAGUGACAUGCAGAUGCUGGAUGGAGAUGACGGAAUUUUGCGAUCACCCAAAGGCGAACCAGUUCUUCGGGACAUUGUCCAGUUUGUGCCCUUUCACAACUUCAAGCAUGCCUCUCCUGCUGCGCUGGCCAAGAGUGUGCUGGCCGAGGUGCCCAAUCAGGUGGUGGAUUACUACAAUAGCAAAGGCAUCAAGCCCAAGUGCUUGUCAGACUUUGAGUCUACUAGAGCCUUCAGUCCCUGAGUUCCACACCAGUGCACCACGAUGGACAUGAGGAACGCACUGGUGGUUUCCUAUAGGUUGUAAAGAAUGUUAUUAAGUAUCUUAGUGUUUUAGGUUUUCCAGAUGUUUGAUAUUAUUAUUAUUAUUAUUAUACAUAGAUUCAUUUGAUACGUUUAUAAAACUUUUUUCUUUGCCUCAUCGCAACUAAAAGAUGAAGAAGACAUCUUGCUAUACUAACCAUAUAAACCAUAUUGAAAGCUUACUUACAAUGUACAGUGCCGAGCAAGUCUCGGACAUGUCUCUAGGUGAAUAAUUUGUCUUUAGAGAAUUGGCUGUUGAAGGGCUGUGUAGUUCAAAGAAGCAAAGAUAUAUUAUUUGAUGGGAACAAUGUUUUGUUGUUGCUUGUUUUGAACUGAAACUACUUGAUAAUUUAUUCAGUUUUUGUAUUAGUUCAGUUUGUUUUGCAUGUGCUGCCUGUAAGGCCUGAAAAUAUUACAGUAAAUAAAUUAUGUGUACACUAUGUAGAUCUCAAUACCACUUAUCCAUUAAUAUCUACAUCAAAGCAUGUUGAAAAGCUCUGUGCAUAGAUAUAGACUUUUUUUGUUCUUUUCUAAAGGUAUGUUUAACCUUUUUGCUAAAUUUCUUAGAACUUCUUAACCUGUAAGUUCUUUCAGAUAUUUGCAUUAGGUAGCUAUAUAUAACUGCAUUAGCCUCUCUUCUCUUCUCUUCUGUUUUGUAUGCAUAUGUAUAUGAAUAACAAUGUAUGUUUGUGCGUGAGUGUGUGUGCGUGUGUGCGUGCGUGCGUGCGUGUCUUUGAACAUGCGUGAGAUUGCACCCACUCAGUGCAGA
Messenger RNA from Electrophorus electricus (electric eel), 2761 nucleotides. RefSeq names its product copine IVb (gene cpne4b). NCBI's taxonomy places the organism in Eukaryota, Metazoa, Chordata, Actinopteri, Gymnotiformes, Gymnotidae. Gene Ontology annotation, cellular component: plasma membrane. The record is from RefSeq and is a predicted model, not a curated record. Gene Ontology annotation, biological process: cellular response to calcium ion. Gene Ontology annotation, molecular function: calcium-dependent phospholipid binding.